Molecule: messenger RNA, 2013 nt
Organism: Ambispora gerdemannii
Lineage: Eukaryota; Fungi; Glomeromycota; Glomeromycetes; Archaeosporales; Ambisporaceae
Source: the annotation of a GenBank genome assembly
AUGGAAAACACAUCUUCUGAGGACCUCGAAGUUCCUGUUCAAUCCAAUGAUGAUACUCCAGUCCGCAUUAAACUUCCUGUAGCUGCAAAGCUUACAGAAAUACGUAAAAUACUUUCCAAUAAACCAGAGAUAAGAAUGGGACAUAAAGCUCAUUUUAUGUGCCUACGUAACGAAAGCUCAAUUAUUCCGCAUGACGAGGAAGAAAAAUAUUGUUUAAAAGAUGUUAUUGACCUUUUUAAAAAUUUGAAAUUAAAGGGUGAGAUAGAACCAAAUUGGACAGAAAUUAUCGAAAAUAAUUUGCUUGAAUAUGGAUUAUUUUUUACGGAGAACGGACCUAAAUCAGCAGAGGAAAAAGCAUUUGAGAUUGUACCAUGUCCGAGAACUACAUUGCCAAGACAAAUUACUUUGGACCGAGAAUUAUAUUGUAGAACGGAAAUAGAUGAUGUUCGUACAAAAAAUUUAUUCGUUGCAACAAAUCUAGAUGCAAACUUGCCAUCUAUGCCAAUUUUCACGACGAUUGGUGGUUCUUAUAAAUCGAAUUUAGUCAAUCAUUACAAUAAGGAGAAAUUCAAAACAUACCGGAACUUGAUAAGAAUAAAAGCAAUAUUUACAAUGUCCGAAUCAGAAAUCAAACCAACUAAAGAAUUCGUUUCAGCAGUAGAUGAGGCACUCGAAUCAACAAACUGUCGUACAUCCCUCGAACAAGUAUCAAAGAAUUUUGGAGAAUUUUGGUGUAAAAAAAUUGGAAUUGGCGGAAGCAUUUUAUAUGUUAAAAAAGGAGAAUCAAUUGUAAAUGAAAAUCAAAGAUACAAAAAUAUAGAAGGAAGUAUUAAGUUUGGUGUCGGAGGAACAGUUGGGAAAAGCGAAGGAGCAAAUCAGAUGAAUGCAGUACUUAACGAAUUCUCUUAUUUUCAAAUUCGUGGUGGCUUAGAAAAACAUUUUCAUGAACAAGACUUGGGUGGAUGGAUUGCGUCUUUAGAAGAUUAUAAAACGUGGGAGGUAGCUGCAUAUUAUCCUGAUAUUCAUUCAAUAUUUGAUAUUCUUGAUGAAGAAAGACGAGCAAAAGUAGCAGCAGCUUUGGGAAAACGAAUUAUUGAUUCUCAAGUUGUAAAAUUAGACUUCAGAAUGGAUAUUUCCAAACCGUAUCCACAUAUAUACGAAAUUCCGAAACAAUAUGAUUUAUCGAGUUGUCAAAUUUUUGUUACCGAAAUGAAAAAUGACAACUCUGAUACAAUAUUUGCUUCUCGAGUUCAUUAUCCUAAUGAAAAAGAUCCGCCAGUAAUUCUAUUGCAUCGGCUUGGAUCAUUGAAUAGAAAAUCAAAAUAUCAAAAAUUUUCAAUAAUGUUAGGUUGGAUCGUACUUGGUACAUCUACUAUGUUGCCAACAAAGCUAGUUUUUGAAAGCGGCGAAUCACCAAUCACAGUCGAGAAUAAAUAUUGUACAGCGAUUAUUUCCUCGCAUGCACUGGAACCGAAUGAAAGUCUAUUGGCUACUUGUGUUUCAAGAUCUAAAGAUAUGCAAGAAAAUUUUAAAAAGUCCAAAUAUGUAACGAGGUCUCAUUUUGUUUAUAAAAAUAAUGCUAUUUGUGCUUGUGCUUUUUGUUAUGACCUCGAAAAAAAAGAACUAUUUUAUCAAUUGGACAAGUUAAAAACGAUGUUUUCGAUCAACUACAGUGUAAUUUCCGGGCAACAAAUUGAUAAAUUCGGCCAAGCACAAAUAGAGAGUGAUUCUCGCAUUAAAACUGUUUACCAAACAGCUACUCAACGAUGUAAAAUUAUAUUUGACAGCUAUUGUGACUUAACACAACCAUGUUUGCAGAGCCCUAUCUUCGUCAACCUAGUCCUGAACGAAUGCCCAAAACAAUGUCCACAUGGAGUAUUCAAUAUUACACCAUAUCACGCAGAGUUUAAGUAUAUUUACGUUUCCAGCACGAGUUUGAAAGAGAAGCAGAUUGCAUAUUUUUGUGUUCCCAUUAACGAGAAUAAAGGAAAUGAAUCACGGUUAAUGAUAUAG